This is a messenger RNA of Gastrolobium bilobum, 2040 nucleotides long. RefSeq lists its product as uncharacterized. Lineage: Eukaryota; Viridiplantae; Streptophyta; Magnoliopsida; Fabales; Fabaceae. The transcript has 5 exons. The coding region runs from base 222 to 1448 and encodes 408 amino acids. The record is from RefSeq and is a predicted model, not a curated record.
UCUCACUUGAAUAUUUUGCAUCUUUGCAAUGAUGGGACCCCAAGAGAGUGCAUAGCAGAAUAACACAUCGUCCACAACCAUCAUCAUCAUCAUCAUAGCUAUUAAAAUCUUCACAAACCAGCAAAAUCUCUUCACACUUCACCUUUCCCUCCCUCCCUCUUCCAAAAAAUAUCCUCUCUUUGAUUUUUUUUUUUCCCUUUCUCUUUUUUUUUUUCUAAGCUAUGGCUGAGAACUUGGACGACGGAGAGUUUUGGCUGCCGCCACAGUUCCUCGCCGACGAGGACAUGACGGCUACACCCUUUAAGCCAAAGGACUCACCUUGGAACCGCAAUAACUGUGACGACGCCGUUUUGUUUCCUUCGGAGUUCCCUUAUUCUUCUAACCUCAGUUCCCCCGUUGAGUCCCUCGGUGGUGGCUCCAGCGAGACUGAGAGCGACGAGGAGGAGCAACUCGUUGCCGAGUUGACUCGCCGAGUCGCUCGCUCCACCCUCCAAACUGAUUUCAAAACCUCUGACAAUUCCAUGGGUCGUUUCGUGACUGGUUCGCCUCAGUCCACACUGUGUGCGUUCGGGAGUGGUUGUGGUUGCCGCAAAGGCUCGAGCGAAGGUAGCCCCAACGGUGUUUGCAAGUUGUGCUCGGCGAGGGCUACAUGGGAUCUGCUACAUGCGGCUGUAGGGGAAGUGGAGAGGAUGAGGUUGAACCAAGAAGCUUAUGGUUUCAACCAUCACAAUCACAAUAGACUAUUGGUUCCUCAAAGAAAGCCCUCUCCUGUCACUCUACCCUCCAAUAACAACACCACCACCAAUCUUGAUGUGGGCUUUUACAAUACCCAACAGUCACUUUCCCACCAGCAAUUGCAGAUAGCACAAUUUCAGAUGCUGAGGCAGCAACAAAUGGAAAAGCAACAGAAUUCGGUGUGGGGUGUGCAGAAGCUUGGUGGUGAUGUUUACCAACAGAGGCAAAACAAUCAAAUGGUUUCAAAUAGAGGCAGAAACAUUGAUGGUGGAGGCAGAAACACCAGGCCUCUGGGUUUGUCUCAAUCUGCAUGGCCUCCUUUGCAACAUGCCAAGCAGCAGAAUCAGCAAUAUGGGUCUGGCAUGAGAGCUGUUUUUCUUGGAAACCCUUCAGGUAGAAGGGAAUGUGCUGGCACUGGGGUGUUCUUGCCCCGUCGAAUUGAUAGUCCUGCUGAAUCCCGAAAGAAGCCAGCGUGUUCAACUGUGUUGGUUCCAGCUAGAGUGGCGCAGGCCCUAAAUCUAAAGCUUGAUGACAGGGUGGGGGGCCAUCCACAACACUUGCAUCGUUUUAAUGUCAGUUCGAACAUGGAAAAUGCAGUAGCAGCUGUUCCCAGGCAUAGGAGUAAUGAUGUCUUUUCUGAACAGAAGCGCAACCUCAGACCUCAGCCAACAGUGAACCAUGAGAUCCGGUUGCCACAGGAGUGGACAUACUGAUAUUAAAUUUUCUUUAGGAGAGGAAUAGUUUUUUGGUUGGGAAAAUAGUUAUAGGAGUUUGAACUUGUAGGAGAAGGAACUUGAGAAGAAUAGUUUUAUACAAAGAAAUAGGUUUUUGUUGGGAAUGGUAAAAAAAUGAAGUAAAUGAGAAAAAAAAUGCCUUGGUUGAAGAGGUGGGUAAACAAAAGAUAUCUUUUUUUGUUCUUGUUUUUGUUUUUGGGGUUUUGGCUAGUUGAGGUUCAGAAUAAUGUUUGGAGCCUCUGGAGAAAGCUAGCUAGCAGCAAUGCAGCAGAUCUGAAAUUUGCAGUGAUAUCAGUUACUUUUGUUCUUUUUGAUGGGCUUCGAAAGUCACAAGGAAAGACAAAACCGGUGGAUGGGUCAAUUUUUGCUUUUUCUUUUAUUUGGUGCUUUAGGGUAAUAAAAUAUGAGUUUUGGGAAGCCUAUGUAGCAAUUAGGAAGGGCUGAACCAGAUUUACUAUAGAGGGAUUGUAGCUCUUAUCAAUUGUUGAAUCACAAUGGAAUCAUUUUUGGGGAAUUAUUGUCAGUAAAAUCUGAUUCCAACCUGUCCACCUAAAUUACUAUUAAUAAUAAU